AAUGGAGGGAAAUAACAUAUUGUAGGGUUAAUUUUAUAAACGGCUAACAAAGUAUUUUUGUCCAAAAAACAUACCAAAGUUCGUUUAUGACUUUAACCUUGUUUUAUCUAUUACUCUUAUUUUUGUCAAUAUAGACCUUUUGAUAAUAGCAAUAUGUAACAUGAAACUUGUGAAAUCUUUUAGUAUGGUUGAUUAUAUAAUGCUAUUAACGCUAUAGAAAAUUAAGUUUGUUAUUAUGAAUAAAUAAAUGUAAUUAUGUUGAUGUUAUGAGUAUAAAGUACGUUUUGUAAGCUUCAUUUGCAUAUUGUAAUCAUUUGAAGACCCUGACCGUGUCAAGAACUCAAUAUAAUUUUGUUUUUUGCCCAAAAAAAAGUAGAGGGGUUAGAGUUGACAAUAUUGAAUCGUAAAAACAAUGUAGUUGGGUAAAUAGGUCAGAAUAAGUCAAUAACAUAGAGUGAUGAUGGAAACAAGAUGAUUCCUGGAUUGUUGAGUGUGUAAUCGUAAUCUGCCUCUGAGAGAGUGGGAGAGAUAUGGAAGAAUCGCAAGAGAUUUUGUUGAAUUCGCUGGCGAAAGCUGGGGUUGCGAUUCCGCGGGAGGCUUUGUCAGUUGGAGAUCUAACACCGGAAGCGUUGGUGUCGAUCUGUGCUCAUUCUCUUCGUAUAAUUUCGAGCUCGGAAUCCUUUCCGAUCACUUUGCCGGAUUCUAUGGUCGAUCGUUUUAAAAUCUGCACCGAUCUUGCCUCAUCCGUCAAAGACCUAGGUUACAUCGGCGACAUGAGCUUCCAUAAGUUCCUGUAUCCAUCCGAAGAAGACAUGUAUAGGUUGAUAAGAUUUUUGGUUGGGAAGCUCUCUGAAUCAUCUACAACUGCAGUAUUAUUAAACACAAAGGAUAAUAAUGCACAAGUAAUGAUAAAUGAUGAAAAAUCAGAAAGAUCAUCCAAUGAUGAGGAACAAGAUUUGCAUACCAAAUUCGAAGGCGUAAAACUGAGAACUGAAGAAGCGGUGUCAAAUUCAAUUCAAUAUCCUGAAGAAGAUUUUGGAGCUCAUGAUUUGUUGAAAGCAGCAGUGGAAAUGGCUUGUGAUGAACAACACAUCGAUUCACACAUUACACAGCUAAAUGAGCAAAUAGACGCAAGGAAAACCAAUCUUGCAAAACUGGAGUCAAAAUGGAAAGCCAUCAUAAAGCCUUUAGAAGAUAAAAAAAGAAAUCUUGAAGAAGCUCUAUGUGCAAAUCAGCCAGAGUCUCAAGACCUGGAGUCCAUAUUGUUUGAAACAAAGCAGAGGGAAGAGGAAAUUUCCAAGGUGUCGAGAGAAGUUGAGAAAGUAGCGAAAUUGGCAACAAGGAGAUCUUACAUUGAACGGAUAAAAGAGAUCACCAAAAAUAGCAGGAAACAGGAGAUUGACAUAGAACGUAUCUUAAAAGAGACCCGAGAGCUUCAGUUGGAAAGUAACAUCAUUCAAGAACGCCUGCAUCGAACUUAUGCUGUGGUGGAUGAGACACUACUCAGGGAAGCAAAGAAGGAUCAAGUGGGGGAACAAGCACACAUUUUGGUGACAGGUAUCCACGAGAGUUUUGAAGAAAUAUCUGAAAAGAUCCUUGCAACUGACAGAGCUCGUAGAGAAAUGACAGACCUUGAAACUAAGCUUUCAAGUAUUGCUACACGAACUUUAAAUAUCCACAAACUACAGGCAGAUCUUGAUGCCAUAAGGAAGGAAAACGACUACCUUCAAUCUCAAUCUUAAAUCUUCAAACCUCCUCAGUCUACUUUUUUCAACACUGUUCUCAUCAAUUCUAUAUCGCUUUAGUUUCCUUUCUGGUAGCCCAUUUAUUGCCUUUUUCAACUACUAUUCAUGACCUACACAAUCAAACCUCGCUUUAAAUAAUAAAAUAUAAUCAAAAUUAUGAAGAGCUUUGUAAAUUCACAAGCAAACUUAUAUGAUGACAAUAGUUAUUUGACCCAAAAACUUUCUAAUAACCUCUUAUUGUCGUCAUCUCUUUCUGUCUAUUUGACCCCAAGGAUUUCCCACUUUUUAGGAAAUAAGUUGGAAUUUAUAAUUUUGGGUUAAUUGCUUAAAUAAUGUAACAAUGUUUCAUCUUUUUUACAAUUUAUGCACCAAUCAAUUAUCUCAUGUUGCUUCCAAGAACCAACCAUAUGUUUUAUUAAUCUUUGAACAAAUUGUAGGAUGUUAAUAGGUAUCUCUCUGGAAAAACAAAUGGAAGGAUCAAAGUAUUU
This is a messenger RNA of Lactuca saligna, 2233 nucleotides long. NCBI's taxonomy places the organism in Eukaryota, Viridiplantae, Streptophyta, Magnoliopsida, Asterales, Asteraceae. The record is from the annotation of a GenBank genome assembly.